AUGUCGGAAGAACGCAGUAAGAUAUCGCUUCGCAGCGGGAAGAAGCGCAGACCAUCUCGCCCAACCAUCAGCGCUCCCAGGCAGAUAUCAAGUCCUAUGCCACAGGACAGCCCCCUUGGGGGCGCGCCGCCUCUAGUUCCUGAGGCAGUUCCUAGACCACGACUGCGACCGCCGCCUAUUGCUGGUGGAAAGACGUCUGAUCUAGUAAAACAACGGUACUCUACCCGGUUCAACAACCUGCCCACGGAUUUCGACCCCUCGGCUCCUCCACUCCCUGCCGUGCCUCCUAUUCCCCAAUAUGAUAAGAGGGAGCCUCAGAGACCCGCGCCGUCACGGGCAGGUGCAGCGCCAGUAAUCGACAUCAAGGCCCUUCGAGACCCCAAUCUCGUCCCUGAUCAGUACGUGUCAGCCGUCUUGGGAGACGCCACCGACGACCAAAUUCGUGAUUUUGAAGUCGCUCUCCGCAAGCUCAAGGGCCGUGCUGCCACGGAUUUGCAGCAGAACCUCAUGCAGAACCGUACCCAGUUCAUCAAGAUUAGUAAAGAGGCCGAGAAACUAAAGGGCGAGAUGCGGGCGCUACGAAACUUGAUGGCAGAGCUCAAGACCAACACAACUGCCCUUCGAGCCGCCUCCAUAAAGAGUGACGAGCCGGCCACCAUACCUGGCAGUGGCCCCUCGGGCAUGAGCAAGCGAGACAAGCGAAGCUCCGUUGCCGAUAGAAGCGCGUUGUGGAAUUCGCAAAUGCAGGCCUUGUAUAAGAAUGUGGAGGGCUCGCAGAAGUUUCUCCCCAAUGCUGUAGGUCGUCACGUUGUCCAGAAUGCCGGUUCCUGGGUAGAGUUGGAUAACGCCACAUACAAAUCUCGACGAGCCAUGCAAAUCUUCCUACUCAACGACCACCUUCUCGUUGCGUCCCGCAAGAAGAGAAAAGUUGACGCACCCGCCGAUGCUCGUGGUCCAAUGAUCAAACUAGUGGCUGACCGAUGCUGGUCUCUUCUGGACAUUGAGGUCGUAGACAUGCCUGGGACAGCCGAAUCAUCCGGAGGCAGGAACAAACUUGCCGACGCCAUCAUGAUCCGAGGUGGUGGCCAAGAAUCUUUCAUCUAUCGAACAGAGAAACAUGAGGGCGACGAGAAGAAGACAUUGCUUCUAAAUGUGCGAAAGGCGGUUGAGGAGCUGCGAAAGGGUCUGCAGUCAGAGAUGGAAGCCAACAACAAGGCCAGGGAGACCAUAAACUACUUUGCGUCUAGAGAUCCUGGCUUAUUGCAGAAGACGGAACUUUUGGAGACGUUGUCGGAUAUCAAGGACAUGCUCAUCGAAGUCGAUGGCAAACAACAGAAUCUUCGAUGGGUGGAGGGUCAGAUGGACGAGCUGGACAUUGACAUUGCCCUCCAGAAAUUCGAACCUGCUGUUGCCCGCGUUGAAAAGCUCAAGAGCCUCGCCCGUGGCCUCCGAAGCAAUUUGGUUGCGCAAGACUUUAUUAACUUCAAGGUUGAGGAGCGAUGCGGUAGACUUGCUGUCCUUAUCAUUCGGGAGCUGGAGUCAAAGCACAAGUCGCAAAUAAAGACCAAAGAGAGAGUGGGCUGGCUGACUAUUCUUGGCUUUGAUGACAGAGCCCGAGAGGCUUAUCUUAAUGCCCGCACGGGGCUUAUCCGCAAGAGAGCCAGACAAUGCAUUUUCCAAGGCGAUCUCCACUUGUACAUUUGGCAGUUGUCCUUUGUGUACUUUACUAUUAUUCACAACACGGUUCAGACGUUCCAGAGCUGCUUCCCUCCUCCAAUGAUGAGUGCCUGCGUGAAGUGGGCCAAGGAGGAGGUGGAAGCGUUCAAUGUGAUUCUGUCUCGACAACUCAGUAGUACCGAGCGUGGUGGACAGGUUUGGACACAGUGCAUGGACAGGGCCAAGGAACAUGCCCAAAAACUGUCGGAUGUUGGGCUGGACUUCAGGAACUUGGUAGGACACGAUGUUGGACCAUCUGCUCAGACGGCUGCCGAGGUGCCGGGGCCUUCUGCUGUUGGGCUAGGACUAGCUUAG
This is a messenger RNA of Metarhizium brunneum ARSEF 3297, 2031 nucleotides long. It is a transcript of the gene exo84, whose product is annotated as Exocyst complex component exo84. The record is from RefSeq and is a predicted model, not a curated record. Gene Ontology annotation, cellular component: exocyst. Gene Ontology annotation, biological process: exocytosis; Golgi to plasma membrane transport; intracellular protein localization. Lineage: Eukaryota; Fungi; Ascomycota; Sordariomycetes; Hypocreales; Clavicipitaceae.